Molecule: messenger RNA, 2161 nt
Organism: Sinocyclocheilus rhinocerous
Lineage: Eukaryota; Metazoa; Chordata; Actinopteri; Cypriniformes; Cyprinidae
Product: collagen alpha chain-like
Biological process (GO): extracellular matrix organization
Molecular function (GO): extracellular matrix structural constituent conferring tensile strength
Source: RefSeq, a predicted model, not a curated record
UUUAUUCUUCACUACUCUCUGUCCAGUGGAGGAGUGUGUUUGUUUGGUGAAGCCUCAGAUAUGUCUCACCCAGCUGAGGAGAAGUGGGAGCCUGGGAGAUUCUGGUGAGGGACCAGGAGGUCUGUUCAUCUGUCUCAGCACAGGGGGACCAGCAUUGCAUGCAAGCAGGGAGAAUGCUUUGAGGACCACUGCAGCCCCUCGUUGAAAGAGUGCUGCCUGCGCUUAUCCGAGGGCUCAGAGCUCCGUGUCCAUACAGCGCCUGGAAACCUGAGCGGGAGGCCGCUGGCCAUGGGAGCCUCCAGGGUGAAGGUGUGGCUGUCACUCAGCUCUGUGUUCCUGCUGUGUGUCCUGCCCUCUCAGGCCCAGCAUGAUUAUUCUGGUUUACAAUCAGCCACUGUGGUCACUAUGAUCACCGAGGAAACAUACCCGUAUGCCACAGCCGUGGAGUCGUUUGAUUAUGCCAAAGAGGAUAAAACCUUGAUAACACAGGUCCCAUAUGGAGGAGAUGCUGAGCUGGGACUGGAAGGACCCACCGAAUGUGACUGUGAAGCAGGAGAGCCCGGAUUUGGAGGCUUCGCUGGACCCAAGGGUUCUAAGGGUCUUCAAGGCAAACAGGGUUUUCCUGGGGUUCAAGGAAGGGAGGGUUACAAAGGAACCAAAGGAGUGAGAGGAAGAGGAGGAGACACCGGCCCUGAGGGCGACUCUGGGCCUGAUGGAGAGGAUGGUGCAUCUGGUUUCUCUGGUGCAAUUGGCCUUCCCGGGUUACCAGGGGACCCUGGAGAAACUGGCCAACCUGGAUUAAAGGGUGAUUUCGGAAUAGAAGGCUCGCAUGGAGGAGUGGGUCUCCCUGGAAAGACUGGUCCUGUUGGCCCAAAAGGUAAACCUGGAAAACCAGACGUUAAAGGUAUUAAGGGCUUCACUGGCAAAACAGGAGAACAAGGUCCUGAGGGACGACAGGGACAGAAGGGUCAGACAGGAGCACCUGGAUUCCCAGGAGACCAUGGAGAGCAGGGUUACUUGGGUUAUCCAGGAGUUCCAGGAGACCGUGGGGUGACGGGACCAAAGGGUGCUAAAGGUACAGGUGGCUUGCCUGGGAGUGAUGGAGAGCCGGGAGAGGAUGGUCCUCUGGGUGUUCCAGGAGUUGUAGGGGUGCCUGGGCCUUUUGGACCUAAGGGUUUGAAAGGUGAUAGUGGUGUGAGGGGGCGACCUGGAAGAGUAGGAACUGUGGGUCCACAAGGAGACAGUGGGGAUGCAGGAGCUCCAGGGAAACCUGGACCAAAAGGCUUGCCUGGGCCAACAGGUGCCAAAGGGGAAACAGGACCAGAUGGUGAAAAGGGGGCAGCAGGACGUAAAGGAGGGAAGGGUGCUAAAGGGGAUAAGGGAGACGCUGGAUCUCGUGGUGACAAAGGGCAGCGUGGGGUGAAGGGUCGUUUCGGUCGUGAUGGGCUUCCUGGUGCUAUUGGACCUCCAGGUCUUCCAGGUCCCAGAGGAGAUGGAGGCCCUAGAGGAGACCAGGGAGUGAAAGGACAGAGUGGGCCGAAAGGAGAGCUAGGUGAACCUGGUCCAGGACUGACAGAUGAGCAGAUAUUGCAGCUGUGUCAAGGUGUGGUCACCGCUCAGAUCUCCCAGUAUGUUUCAUCUAUACGUGCCAAAUGCGUACAGGGCUGUCCAAUCAACAACCGUACCCUCAUCGGACCCCCAGGAGUCACAGGAUCUCCUGGAAGUCCAGGAAAACCUGGUAAAACAGGAAAGGCAGGUGCUAAAGGAGAAAGAGGCCCUCAAGGCAUGAAAGGUGUAGAGGGCCAGAAGGGAGCUCCAGGGGACAGAGGUGCUAAAGGUCUAAAAGGACAGAGAGGUGAACCUGGAAAAGGUCUACCAGGACAUGAUGGUCACCAAGGUCUCAGAGGACUGCCAGGCCAUCCAGCAGAGCCAAAAGAUGGAAUUGAUGGGCCGCGAGGACCCCGUGGGUUUUCCGGGCCUGUGGGUCAACCUGGCAUGGCCGGCGAUGCAGGAAUACCUGGCAUGUGCGAGGCACGAGACUGCAGCAUUCAUGCGCCUGUAGUGCGCAAAGAGAUGGGAUUGGUUAAAGGCCCUUUCAGCCAGGCCUGACAACAGGGACAAAUGUGAGUGACCCAGGACAGGAGAUAAUCUCCAGCAGAGG